GACGAUGCUCUGCCCUUUUUAGGCUUUGAUAUUUCGAGCUUCGUGAAUUCUGUUCUUGACUCCACUCUCCUUAAUUAAGAAAAAUACCUGAAUUCAUGGGAGAGUUCAGAGCACUAGAUUUUGAUAUUUGUUCCUGUUUAUGAUUUUGUCUCCAAGUACUUUUUUUGGGUCCUCUCUUAAGUUAUGUCUAUAUAAUAACAGCCCUGUUUUGGGCAUGCCAUUUAGUUUGCUCUCGCUGAAAGGAAGGUACUUUUAGAUUCAUUAGCUUUUCCGGUGAUCGGAAGAUUUGUUCUUUUUGGUUUUGUGGUGAGGGGAAGAUAAACAGAGGUGGAAAUGGAAAGUGGGUUUUAUCCGACCUCGAUGAAUGGACUGGAGAAUGUAGAGGAGGAAGGAGAGCUGAGAGCCACGGUGUCGUUACCAUUAAUUCCUCAGCCACAAACACCCAAGGAGCCGAUGGAGUUUCUGUCUCGAUCAUGGAGUCUUUCCGCUUCAGAAAUUUCUAAAGCGCUUGCCCAGAAGCAGAAGCAGUUUCGUUUUGAUGACAAUUCAAAUUCAUUUCUGGAAUCCUUCGUUUCCCCACAAAUCCAGGCAGGGAAAGUUGUGAAUUCGAUAAAUGGGCGAAAAACAGGGGCGAUUGGGAAAUGGUUUCAUCACCACAAGGAGUUUAGUUCCGGUGCAGGGAAGAAGAAAGAUAGGGUCCGUGCAGAAAACGCCAGGAUACACUCCGCCGUCUCAGUUGCUGGUCUAGCAGCUGGCCUGGCUGCGGUGGCCGCCGCAGGAAACUCCAGCGGUACAGGCUCAAAAAUGAAUGUUGCAUUGGCGUCGGCAACAGAGCUUUUAGCAUCGCAUUGUAUUGAGUUAGCUGAAUUAGCAGGGGCCGAUCACGAUCGUCUGGCUUCUGUUGUCAGAUCGGCUGUUGACAUUCGCAGUGCCGGAGAUUUGAUGACCCUCACAGCUGCAGCUGCCACUGCUUUGAGGGGAGAGGCAGCUUUGAAAUCAAGAUUGCCUAAAGAAGCAAGGAAGAACGCAGCUAUAAGUCCUUACGAGAGAAGCAUCGCAGAAGCUCAAUGGUCUGCUGCUGCUGCUGCUUUUCAUACUCAAAUCAAGGAGCAGAAUCCCCCUUGUGAAGGUGAACUUUUACAGCUCACGCAGAAAGGAGUACUGCGAUGGAAACAUGUCUCUGUGUACAUUAACAAGAAAUCCCAGGUCAUAGUUAAGCUGAAAAGCAAGCAUGUAGGAGGAGCUUUCUGCAAGAAGAACAAAGGUGUUGUUUAUGGAGUCUGUGAUGAGACAAUGGCAUGGCCAUACAAAAAAGAAAGGGAAAAUUCUGAUGAACUCUAUUUCGGGCUCAAGACCGCACAAGGUAUUCUAGAAUUCAAGUGCAAGAACAAGAUUCAAAAGCAGAAAUGGGUUGAAGGGAUUCAUAACCUUCUGCAUCAAGUUAACUACUCUGAAACAACUGAGCUUUCUCUUGAAUCUUUGAAUAUUAAUGAUAGUAUAUAGUGCAUGAUCCAUUGUUGAUAUGCAGUUCAAGGCAGAGGAAAGUUUCUACGUUUUUCCCCCCUUUUUUUUUCCUUCUACUGUCUUGAGAUGAAGUAGUACAUAUAGAAACUGUCUUUUAUAUAUGCUGGAGAACAGGAUAUGUGAAGAGUGAAUAUAUUUUGAAUGGAUAAUUCAUAUGGAUAUGAUUCAAGGUAAAUACAGAAUCAAAUUAACUCUCACCU
This is a messenger RNA of Rubroshorea leprosula, 1724 nucleotides long. Lineage: Eukaryota; Viridiplantae; Streptophyta; Magnoliopsida; Malvales; Dipterocarpaceae. The record is from the annotation of a GenBank genome assembly.